AUGGAGUACAACGUACCGGAUCAAAAGGGUCCCAUCGACAUUUCCAACGAGGCCGUAACUUCAUCCGAAGAUAUUAUCUAUAUUUCACCUGAAAGAGAAAGGGCCGCCCUUAGAAAAUUUGACCGAUGGCUUGUUCCAGUGGCAUUUAUCUUCAUGGUUCUGUCUUCUUUGGACCGAAACAAUAUUGGAAAUGCUAAAACAUUCGGUUUCGAGGCGGAUCUCGGACUAAAAGGAAAUGAAUUUGGGAAUAUUACUACCCUUCUAAGUGUUGGUUUUGUUGGAUUUGAGGUCCCAUGGGUCAUGGCGGUCAAGAAGUUCGGCCCCAAUAAAGCACUUGGAACUGCUCUCCUUCUCUGGAGUUCUGUUACUUUGGGUACCGCCUUUAUUCGAAACUACGGUCAGGCUAUCGCAGUCCGCAUCUUGUUGGGUGCUUGCGAAGCUGGGAUAUCGCCCGGAUUUGCGUAUCUAUUUUCAACAAUUUAUCCUCGUCGGGCAGCUGGAAAGCGAAUCAUGAUGACGAAUCUUGCUAAUUGUACAUCCGGUGCUUUUGGUGGCCUGUUUGCAUACGCGGUUCAGACGAUGGGAACCCGCCGUGGCCUCGCACCUUGGAGAUGGCUCUUUAUCGUCGAAUUCUGCCUCACAAUGGUUGUCGGUGGAGUCUGUUGGUUUAUCCUACCACGCUCGCCCGAGGAUGCCUGGUUCCUUAAUGCAGAGGAAAAAGAAACAAUGAGGAUGAGAAAAGAACGAGAUACACUCUACAGAGGCGAAGGAGAGGCUAAUGCCAACCGCAAAUGGAUCAAAGUUUCUUUCACGGACCCGUUUGUUUACCUUGUCGGAAUCGCCUUUUUCACCUCAUCGGUUGCUAUCACUGGCUUUGGAGUCUUCCUGCCUACUAUCAUCCAAGGUUUGGGCUACACGUCUCUCCAGGUCCAAUACAUGACUAUUCCUGUCUAUACUGUUGGUGCCUUUUGUCUUGUGACGAAUUGUUAUCUUUCCGACAGGUGGCAAAGGCGCGCCCCGUUUUUGGUCGUGUGCUGUUUUCCAGUCAUGGUAGGCUAUCUCAUAUGCGUUGGAACACCCAAUUCUCAGGCUGGGUACGCUGGAAUGUUCAUUCUUGUUUUGGGGCUCUACAGUAUUUCUACUCUGGUGGUCGCUUGGGUCGGCACCAACAUGUCACCGGACGGAAAGCGUGCGAUUGCCAUGCCAUUUGCUUAUUCUAUCGCCAAUCUGUCGGCUCUUGUAUCGGGACAAUUGUACCCCUCGUACCAAGGACCAAGGUAUAUACAAGGCAAUGCGAUUUCUGCGGGCUUAACCGUCGUCGCUGCGGGGCUGUACUUCUCGUGUUGGAUGCUGCUCAGAUAUAGAAACAGCAAGAAGGCCAAAAUUAUUGCUGAAGGUGGCACUACAAACGGUUAUACUGAUGACCGAGGCAUCCACUUCGAGUAUAUG
This is a messenger RNA of Clonostachys byssicola, 1449 nucleotides long. NCBI's taxonomy places the organism in Eukaryota, Fungi, Ascomycota, Sordariomycetes, Hypocreales, Bionectriaceae. The record is from the annotation of a GenBank genome assembly.